Messenger RNA from Phodopus roborovskii (desert hamster), 2298 nucleotides. It is a transcript of the gene Slc44a4, whose product is annotated as solute carrier family 44 member 4. The transcript is spliced from 21 exons. NCBI's taxonomy places the organism in Eukaryota, Metazoa, Chordata, Mammalia, Rodentia, Cricetidae. Gene Ontology annotation, molecular function: thiamine pyrophosphate transmembrane transporter activity. Gene Ontology annotation, cellular component: plasma membrane. The coding region runs from base 50 to 2173 and encodes 707 amino acids. Gene Ontology annotation, biological process: choline transport; thiamine pyrophosphate transmembrane transport. The record is from RefSeq and is a predicted model, not a curated record.
AGGUGAGCGGCCAGGUCUCCCAGGCUCCAAUCACUCCGGAGACUGAGCCAUGGGGGGAAAGCAGGAUGAGAAUGAGGCUUACGGGAAAUCAGCCAAAUAUGACCCCUCCUUUCGAGGCCCCAUCAAAAACAGGGGCUGCACAGACAUCAUCUGCUGUGUCCUCUUCCUGCUCUUCAUUUUGGGUUACAUUGUGGUGGGGCUUGUGGCCUGGGUGUACGGAGACCCUCGGCAAGUGCUCUACCCCAGAAACUCCACGGGGGCCUACUGCGGCAUAGGGGAAAACAAGGAUAAACCCUACGUUCUAUACUUCAACAUCUUCAGCUGUGUUGUAGCCACCAACAUCAUCUCUGUUGCCCAGAAUGGCCUAAAGUGCCCCACACCCCAGGUGUGCGUCUCCUCCUGCCCAGACGCCCCAUGGGCUGUGGGGGAGGCCCAUCUCUCAAAGACAGUCAUUGAAGUCUAUGAAGAAAAGAAGAACUUUUGUUUGCCAGGAGUAUCCCCAGAUAUGACAGUGAAGGAUAGCCUGCACCAGGAACUGUGCCCCAGUUUCCUUCUUCCUUCUACCCCAGCCCUGGGACGUUGUUUUCCAUCCCCCAACGUUAACUACACUUUACCCGAGUACCCAUGGAUCAAUAAUGCCACUGUCUCUAGUGGAAUCAGUGACCUCCUUGACAGCAUCAAUGCCCGGGACAUCUCUGUGAAGAUCUUUGAAGAUUUUGCCCGGUCCUGGCAUUGGAUCCUCAUGGCCCUGGGUGUGGCUCUGGUGCUAAGUCUGCUGUUUAUCCUGCUCCUGCGCCUGGUGGCAGCACCCCUGGUGCUGCUGCUGAUUGUGGGGGUGCUAGCUGUGCUGGCCUAUGGCAUCUACCACUGUUGGCAACAGUACCGGAUGCUGCGGGACAAGGGCGCCUCCAUCUCCCAGCUGGGCUUCACCACCAACUUCAGUGCCUACCAGAGUGUGCAGGAGACCUGGCUCGCUGCUCUAAUCAUUCUGGCUGUCCUUGAGGGUGUCUUGCUACUCAUGCUCAUCUUCCUGCGCCAACGGAUCCGAAUUGCCAUUGCUCUGCUGAAGGAAGCCAGCAGGGCUGUGGGCCAGAUGAUGUCCACUAUGUUCUACCCUCUGGUCACCUUUGUCCUCCUGGUCAUUUGCAUCGGUUACUGGGCCCUGACAGCUCUGUACCUGGCCACAUCGGGGCAACCCCAGUACAUCUAUUGGGUGAACAACACCAGCACCCCCGACUGUGAGAACACGCCUGUGAACAAGUCCUGUGACCCCAUGGCCCCGGUCAACUCCUCCUGCCCAGGGCUUAAGUGUAUCUUCCAGGGCUACUCAUCCACAGGCCUAGCCCAGCGUUCUCUCUUCAACCUGCAAAUCUAUGGGGUCCUGGGGCUCUUCUGGACCAUUAACUGGGUGCUGGCCCUGGGUCAGUGUGUCCUUGCUGGGGCCUUUGCCUCCUUCUACUGGGCCUUUCAUAAGCCACGAGACAUCCCUACGUUCCCUUUGAGCUCAGCCUUCAUCCGAACACUGCGUUACCACACUGGGUCACUGGCAUUUGGAGCCCUCAUCCUGACCCUGGUGCAGAUAGCCCGGAUCAUCCUGGAAUACAUUGAUCACAAGCUAAGAGGAUCCCAAAAUCCUGUGGCCCGAUGUAUCAUCUGCUGCUUCAAGUGUUGCCUCUGGUGUCUGGAGAAGUUUAUUAAGUUUCUCAACCGCAACGCCUACAUUAUGAUCGCCAUCUAUGGGAAGAAUUUCUGUGUCUCAGCCAAAAAUGCCUUCAUGCUGCUCAUGAGGAACGUUGUCAGGGUAGUUGUCCUGGAUAAAGUCACAGAUCUGCUGCUCUUCUUCGGAAAGCUGCUGGUGGUCGGAGGUGUCGGUGUCCUGUCUUUCUUCUUUUUCUCCGGUCGUAUCAAGGGGCUGGGGAAAGACUUUGAGAACCCCCAGCUCAACUAUUACUGGCUGCCCAUCAUGACCUCGGUCAUGGGGGCCUAUGUCAUCGCCAGUGGCUUCUUCAAUGUUUUUGGCAUGUGUGUGGAUACACUCUUCCUUUGCUUCCUGGAAGAUCUGGAAAGAAAUGAUGGCUCCCAGGAACGGCCCUACUACAUGCCCAAGGCACUUCUGAGGAUUCUGGGCAAGAAAAAUGAAAUACCUCCUGCAGGAAAGAAGAGAAAGAAAUAAGAGACAGGGUUGUGACCCGGGGACUGCAGCCCUCCUGUACAGAACAACAGCCAUACAUGCCUGAAGAAUCACAAUUUUAUAACAAACAGAUUUUAUUAAAGAUUAAUAUUUUGUAUUCUCAAUAA